GUACGGAAUGUACGAAAUGUACGAAAUGUACGAAAUGUACGAAAUGUACGAAAUGUACGAAAUGUACGAAAUGUACGCAUUAGUGCUCUCUGUUCAUAUGCUUUUGCCAUCCAAUCCCUGCGCAUAUGUUGCAAUCCCUAAUCCGAUUUUCAUAACCUCUGGCUGCGUCAUUCUCAUUUGCACAAUGUGCAAACCGUGCCUUCGGGGGUCUUGCCAGUGCCGGAGCAGUUGCCACACUCAGGGUCGGCCAUUGUUGAUGUAGGCAACUUAUCAAGCUGAGUACUGUAUUUGCUUGGG
This is a messenger RNA of Emericellopsis atlantica, 297 nucleotides long. RefSeq lists its product as uncharacterized. NCBI's taxonomy places the organism in Eukaryota, Fungi, Ascomycota, Sordariomycetes, Hypocreales, Bionectriaceae. The transcript has 2 exons. The annotation marks the transcript as partial. The record is from RefSeq and is a predicted model, not a curated record.